AGUCGAACAAGAAUAAAUUAGCUGCUACUCAAGGAAAGGUUAACGUUUGCUCACAUAGUGUGAUAUAAUAAUAACAAAGGGAAUAUGUCUUUUCUAGACAGGUGUAUGAGCUGAGUCAAAAUGGCAGAGCUGACAACUCUAGAGAGCCUACUGGAAAUGGGCUUUGACAGAAACAGAGCGGAGAAGGCUGUGGCCAAUACAGGGAACCAGGGAAUAGAGCAGGCAAUGGACUGGUUAAUGGAACAUGAGAAUGACCCAGACAUUGACGAGCCCUAUGUGCCUCCUGUGGGGAGUGUUUUGGGGGAAACAGCAGACAGCCAGGCCAGUUCAGACCUGCCAACAAUAGAGGGCACUCUGGAAGGAGUAGGAGAUGGAGACAUGAGCAACUUUAUCAAUGAGCAAGCUUUAAAGCAGCCAAUGACAGAGGAGGAGAGACGCGAACAAGUCAAAAGGCUAGAAGAGCUGAUGCGUGUAAAGCAGGCAGAGAGAAGAGAGCGUGAGCGAGCAGAAGAGGUGGAGAGGGAGAAGCACCGGAGGAAGCAGGGCCAAGAGCUGCAGCAGAUGCGCCAAAAGCUGCAAGAUGAUGAGAUGAAAAAACUUGCUGAUGCACGCAGGAAAGAGAAGAUGGAGGAUAAAAUGGCUAGACAAAGGGUUAAAGAUAAGAUUGCCCGAGACCGAGAGGAAAGAGCACAGAAGUUUGGAGGUGGAGCACCCACAAGCACGGCUGCCUCAUCCCAGCCUGCCCCAACAAGCCCCUCAUCACCCACCAGUCAGGGCCCUCCACCUACUAAAAAGGAGUAUGAUGAGUCCAGAAUACAGGUCCGUCUGCUGGACGGCUCCACCAUCACAACCGUCUUCAAGGCCCAGGAGCCGCUGGCAGCAGUGCGCGUAUACGUGCAAAUGAACGGUAACACACCUGAAGGUCAGGACUUCACGCUACUGUCACCCUACCCCCGUCACGUCUACACUGAACUGGACAUGGAGAAGCCCCUCAAAGAGCUAGGUUUGGUGCCUUCAGCUGUGCUGGUUGUUACCAAGAAGUAAGAACAGGACGAUGUGCUCUGUGAGCCUACCUCACCACUUCCACUACAUCCACACCAGACACCUGAAACAAACUGGUCCAGGAAAAGAGCUGCCAUCUGUUAGUAUCACUCAAUAAUACAACUAAAGUAACUAAAACAGAGAUGUAUUGUAAGGCUGCAUUCAGAGAUGUCGGAGUUCUUAAAAUGUAGAUACGAAGAAAAAUUUGGUCCCUGAAUGCAGCCUCCUGCUGGUCCUGUGGGUUAGUGCGCACAUUGAACUGGACAGUGAUCAGAGCGCAUAUAGCCUGCUUCUGACCGAUACUUCAACAACACACAGAACAAAACCAUUCAGUUUUAACUUCAUCCUUACAGCACUACACAAGACCUACUUAAGUGGUUCUGAAAGGGCCUUAAAUUUAAUCCUCAUGAUCUUCCCGAUUUUGUGACAUUACUUUUGACAUUUUUUUUAAAUAAGUUUAGAUAUAUUGACAGUUGUGUCUACAU
This is a messenger RNA of Melanotaenia boesemani (Boeseman's rainbowfish), 1526 nucleotides long. It is a transcript of the gene ubxn1, whose product is annotated as UBX domain protein 1. The record is from RefSeq and is a predicted model, not a curated record. The coding region runs from base 121 to 1044 and encodes 307 amino acids. Lineage: Eukaryota; Metazoa; Chordata; Actinopteri; Atheriniformes; Melanotaeniidae. Gene Ontology annotation, molecular function: protein binding. The transcript is spliced from 11 exons.